Messenger RNA from Sycon ciliatum, 5302 nucleotides. RefSeq names its product 1-phosphatidylinositol 4,5-bisphosphate phosphodiesterase eta-2-like. The coding region runs from base 273 to 3281 and encodes 1002 amino acids. The record is from RefSeq and is a predicted model, not a curated record. The transcript has 28 exons. Lineage: Eukaryota; Metazoa; Porifera; Calcarea; Leucosolenida; Sycettidae. Gene Ontology annotation, molecular function: phosphatidylinositol-4,5-bisphosphate phospholipase C activity. Gene Ontology annotation, biological process: release of sequestered calcium ion into cytosol; phosphatidylinositol-mediated signaling; lipid metabolic process.
ACAGGAGGUGCGGUGUCAGAACUUUCAACAGUUUCGUGGUGACCGUCCGCUGGUCAUCACGUCACCGAAUUUGCUGACUGAGUUUAGUGGACAACUUCUUUUUCUCCCUGUCCUUGGAAUCAGUAUCUUCACUAUUCCUGUAAAAGACAAAGUGUAUGGUGUAAAAGCCCGUAGAGCGGCCUUUUCAACAGUGAAAGGCGAGUGUGUCGAGGCAGGAUGCAUAUGGCUUACCCCCUGCCUGCCCUGGAUGAUGUACUAAGCCACAACACACUAUGAGUGAAAGCUGCAGGAGGCGUGUUUCUUUCUUCGACGACAACGAGGGUUGUCCAAGACUUCGUCGCGAGAAUGGCUGCUUUGAAUUACUCACGGAGGGUGCCUGUUUCGUCAAGGUCCGAUCCAGGUGCCACUAUCCCAGGCUGUUCAAACUCGAAGACGAUUUCACCACAUUGACUUGGUCGCCAAGUGCAAAGUCUGGUCGAGUUUUCAUCAAGGAUAUUCAUGAAAUCCGAUGUGGUAGGAACUCGCCUCUUCUGCUCGAUCCUGGAUUGGAGAUAUCGGACGGCCAUGCUUUCUCCAUCGUUCAUGGUCCUGAUUUUGAAUUCUUGGAUCUAGUUGCUGAGACCGAGGAGGAAGCAUGUAUAUGGCAGUCGGUACUAAUCUUUCUAUGCAACCUCCAGCGAAGAAAAAGCGGCAAGGAUGAAGAUAACAUUAGUCAGGUCAGUGGAGGUGGGGUUAAUUUCACAUCAAUUCGCUCUCAACUGGACAUCUUCAUCAAGAACAUGUGUGUGGUCAACGCAGAGGUUCAAUACAUGGUAGCACGAUACGGAAACGGUUGGGUUCUCACGGCCCGACAACUUCGGCAUUUUCUCAUUUCUGAGCAGAAGCUGGAUGUUUCUAUGAAAAGUUGCGCAUGGCUCAUCUGCGAAAAUGAACCAGCACCUGAAAAUCGAGAAAAACUACUGCUUUCUGCUCAAGGCUUAGUGAACUAUCUGUACAGCAAACAUGGUGAUGUGGUCAACCCAAAUACAAGAGAAAUUUAUCAGGACAUGACUCAACCUCUUUGCAACUACUACAUUGCAUCAUCACAUAACUCAUACCUGAGUACAAGUCAACGCGAGGGAGUGUCCUCACUCGCUGCUUUCCAGCGUGUGAUCAUGAAGGGCUGUCGCUACGUCGAAAUUGACCUCUGGGACGGAGUGAACAAGGAGCCUGUUGUGCGACAUAAUAGCUGUGCUGGCGGGCCAUUGGAACUGUCCAGUUUAGUGCAAAUGAUUGCACGCUAUGCGUUUCUGGUGUCAGAAUUUCCAUUGAUCAUCAGAGUUGAACAUCAUUGCUCUGUCCAGCAGCAGAAGAGAGCAGCACAGAUCUUCCAAGAACAUCUCGCUGAAUUCCUGGUUGAGACAAAGAGUAUCAAUAUGCUGCAGGGGCAUCUUCCAUCUCCUGUGGAUCUGAAAGGAAAAAUCAUUCUUGUGACCAAGCGGCUACCGUUUGCCUACAGCGACGGCGGGAAAGCUGACGGAUUUGUGAGUGAAGACGAUGACAUGUUUGAACUGUCUUUCUCCGCAUCGGCUUCAGCAAGUGAAAAAUCGCCCAAGAACAAAAAGCGACCGCUACGGCGAGGCUCCACGUUUAGCGCGGAGAUGAAAACAGCGCCGCUUUCGCGGAACAACUCCUGGUGUGCAUCUUUGGCUAGCUGGCCGCUUCAAGACAAAGCCAAAGAAAGACACUUUACAACACAUGGGCCAAGCAAGCCAAGCGUGCCCAUUCUGACAGCAUUUGAGUUAGUGCAGCUUUCAUCCAUCAUACAUCUGAGGACAUUCUCUGAGACAGAACUAACUGAGCCAAGAGUGUCACGGUCACUCUGGUCGUUCAACAGUCACUUACUGUGCGAGCUGGAAACACACAGGAUGAGCGAUAUGGUUCAGCAUCACCAGACCGCAAUAAGUCGUGCAUAUCCUGCAUUUAGCUCUCAUGAUGACAGCAGCAACUACUUGCCCACAACCGCCUGGUCAUGUGGUGUUCAGUGUGUGGCAUUGAACUGGCAGACAAUCUGCACAGAGAUGGACCUGACUGUGGGGAUGUUUAGCGACAACGGCGCAUGCGGCUACGUUCUGAAGCCCCGUGCGCUAACACAGGGUGUAUCCACAGCACCAAACUGGCAUGGUGUCACUCCGAUGGAGCUGACAAUCAAGAUAAUUUCAGGGAAAUCGCUGCCAGACCCUUUCAUGUCUGACUACAUGUCAGAAAGCUUGGACCCGUUUGUCAAGGUCACUAUCAAUGGUGCUAGCUGUGAUAAUGAUGAGUGGAAGACUCGGCCUUGCCGCAACAACCGGGAUUCCCCUAGGUGGGAUGAAUCAGUGACAUUCAAAGUUCAGUUUCCUGAGAUCGCACUGGUACGGUUCCACGUCAUUGACGCUGACUCAAUUGGAUCGGACUUCAUUGGACAGCUGACCAUUCCGCUGAGGUGCAUGAAAACAGGCUAUCGUCAUGUCAAGUUAAAAUCACCUGACGAUCGCUUCCUGGAGCAUGCCAGCCUUCUUGUACACAUUACCUGUCAGAAGGUGCCUUGCUACUCUAACUUUGCUAAGCGCAGCACGCCGAAGAGUCGUAAAGAGGCAUUGACGAGUCAACUGACCUUACUACAUGAGUUGGACUCGCAUUUCAAAAAAUGUAACAUGUUGCUGAACAAUGCAGUUGAUCUGUGUUACCCUGCUGAGGCUGCACUUCAUGACUUGAAGCACUCUUGCCAUUUCUCCGGCAAGACUUCAAUACCUAACUUAGUGCAUAGUCUGGCUGCUCAUAACAAUGCUGCUGCUCACUAUGCUGCUGCUGGUGGUGGCAAGAAGGACCAGCAGCAGCCUGUAUCCAAACUGUCGAUUGAGCAUGGACUAUUUCCGAUCGUCGAAGUUUGCCAGGACACUGCAUCAGACUUUUUUAAGAACUUCGUAAUAAACCUGAACAAAAGCUUGGUAGCUAUUCGUCAUUGUCUUCUCAACGCCCCGGCACUACUGGAAGAGAUUGAAACAUUGCUAGAAGAAACGUCUGCAAAAUGGCCAUGUAUCAAGCAGACAGUGGGAAGUACAGAUUUAAAAGUUAAACACCAGAAGAAGGCAUUGGUAGCAUUCUAUUGGAAUGUGGGCCUGCUAGAAAUGGAAGCUGGAGAAAUCAAAGACACUGUGUAUCGGCUGCAAGUUGCUAUGAAUUUGAUUGGCGAAUGCCUGCUUGUGGAAGGACUGGCCGACUGGGAAGAAGACAAACCUGCUGUGGAAGAUGGGAGUUAAUGUCGGCUAAUUCCACCUGCCUAUCACCUGCCUAUCACCUGCAUAUCAAUGCUACGUGCCACUGGACAUGUGCACAAUACUCACUCACAACCAUGGCUGCUGCAUGGCUGCAUCGCUACCCUGCUACACAGUGAUGUCUGGUUAGUUGACCCCAGCAGGCUCACUGCAGACUCACUGCUAGUCCUGUGGAUGGCUAAUACUUUUAGCUGCUGCAAGCCGCCGGGUGGGAGAACACCGCUGAGGACAUGGCAUAGUAUGCCAGUUUUCUGCAGUGUUCUCAUCCUGUCUCGUCGCUCUUGAUACUUUCGGCUACUGCUACCUGUGCACUGUGCCCUACAAUACCGCAAUACCGUGCCAUAUAGCACUGUGCUACGACACGAUGUCCUACAACUCGGUUUGCCACACCGUGCACUAUUUCACUGUGCUCUGCUGUACCUUACCAUAGCGCCCUGCAACACUUUACCACACCGUGCCGUAUAACACACACUGUGCUACCAUACCGUGCCCUGCAACAUCGUGCCAUAUAGCACCGUGCUUCGCCGUGCCCUUCAACGCUGCACUCUAUCGUGUCCUGUAACACUGUACUCUAUCGUGCUCUGCAACACAACACAACAGCCUGCGUGAUGGCAUGUUUGUGUUUACAGUUGUACAUUGUGGUGCCAGCCUAUAGCGUAGCAGCAGAGUAAUAGUGCUACUAGCGUUGGACGUUGGACAUUGUCACGACAACACCCAUCUGCUUCCCUAGCCCUGUGCAGGCUGUGUACAGUGUGUUCUGACCCUGUUAGUGCUAACAGCCGACCUCACUCCCUGGACUCCAAGGCAAGAACAUUGUUGUUCAUUUACCGGACCAUUACUUAUACAUCUAUACGUCUAUGCUGUUUAGUGUAUCUGUGUGUAUGUGUGCAUGUAUGCAUGUGCGCAUGUGCAUCUAGCCUCUCUUAACCUUGACUGAAUAACGUCACUUAGGCCCGAUGCUCUGGUCGUACACGCUAGCUGUGCUAGCCUUACUCUGCAUUUUCCUCCCCCCCCCCCCCACACACACACUCCCUUGCCUGUUUUUUUGCUGCCCCCGUGUAUGCCCAUUCGUACCCGCUCUCACCUCCACAACCAACUAGACACUGACGUUUCGCGUGCCUGUGUGUGUACACGUAUGCUUGAGUGUAUGAGCAUGUGUGUGUGUGUGUGUGUGUGUGUGUGUGUGUGUGUGUGUGUGUGUGUGUGUGUGUGUGUGUGUGUGUGUGUGUUUCUGCAUAUUGAGGUCUAUGUUCGUUCAAGGGCUAUUUUUUCUUUCAGUGCUCGAUUGUUUUUACUAUUCAUCUGAUUUCACUCGAAUGUGCAAGUCUUUGGUUGAGCGGGACAUGGCUUUCUCUGCCGUGAAGUCCUCAGCUGUUCCCUUUUGAUUUUUCAGGCAAUAUUCCUGUACUAGUUGUCAGACAACACUUUCCAAUACUUUCUUACCGGUACAGCUUUUUUUUAUCACCAUAGUACAUGUACUGCUACACACUAAUUUAUUGUGCAGCACCAUAGCUAGAGGCCGUAUAUGAUACUAUUUUAUGGCAGCUUACCUCGAUCUGUAUGUUCGUGGCUCACACGCUACACUACAAGAAGACUACCCAACAUAUCUCUAGGCACUCUGCGUCAAGAUCGCAAAAGAUGCUAUGUCUUUUUUCUCAUGUUUGCCAGUACUUUCUUCUAGGGGUUCUCUUUCUUUCUCCUUUGGAUAUUCUCCUUUGAAUAUGGUCUCAGGUGUGCAGCUUUUAAGUGGCUGAUUGUUUUACCUUACACCAACUUCUUUUCCUCACUGCUAACCAGCUGCUCUAUGAUGGCUAUCCUCGCCAUUUUGUUAUCAGCUUCCCGCCAAUUUUUUGAUGACUUUAGGUGUUUCAAAGUCGCUUGUGUUUGAAAGCACUUUUAUCAUCAUUUUUACUCCUCACUUGCUGCUUGUGCCUGUGUAUUCUGAUUUGUGUAUGCCUCCAACCUUGUCCUAUCUUGUGCGAAGAGAAAGAAUCUGUUCAGCUGAA